Chiloscyllium plagiosum (whitespotted bambooshark) is the source of this 3529-nucleotide messenger RNA. RefSeq names its product histone-lysine N-methyltransferase SUV39H2-like. The record is from RefSeq and is a predicted model, not a curated record. Gene Ontology annotation, cellular component: nucleus. Gene Ontology annotation, molecular function: zinc ion binding; protein binding; histone H3K9 methyltransferase activity. NCBI's taxonomy places the organism in Eukaryota, Metazoa, Chordata, Chondrichthyes, Orectolobiformes, Hemiscylliidae.
CCUUUUCCGCGCCACCAUGUUUGAAUGGGAAGUCCAAGAUGGCUGAAAGCAGAGGCAGGUGGUGCGUGCCCUGCUUAGCAUCACUCGAGAUUCUCCAGGAACUGUGUCGAGUCGAGAAGCUGACCUGCCCUGCCCUUGGAAUUGACAAGAGAAAUCUUGAAGAAUAUGAAGUGGAGUAUCUGUGUGGGUAUAAGAAAGUAAAGCGUAAAGAGUACUAUCUGGUGAAGUGGAAAGGAUGGCCUGAGUCAACAAACACCUGGGAACCAAGGAAAAAUCUCCGAUGUGUUGGACUUGUGAAGCAGUAUCAUGAUGAUAGGAGCAAAUUCUUGGAAAAAGUGAAAGUAGCAAAAAAGCUAAAGUUCAACAACUGCAAAGAUUACAAAUCUGAAAUUGAAGAGUGUAUUAUCAGGAAAUCCAAACAAAGAUUAGCGCUCAAAAGAUGGGAAGAGGAGCUGAACAGAAAGAAGAAUCAUAGAGGUAAAAUACUGGUGGAAAAUGAAGUGGAUUUUGAGCCUCCCCCUAUGGACUUCCAUUACAUUAAUCAAUACAAACCAUCUCAUGGAAUCAACUUAAACAGUGACCCUUUGAUUGGCUGUGAGUGUUUAAACUGUUUGGAGGAGAAAUGUUGUCCAGAGGAAGCUGGAGCGACAUUUGCUUACAAUGCACGACGGCAGCUAAAGAUUGCCCCAGGCAAACCCAUUUUCGAAUGCAAUUCUUGCUGCAGUUGUGGAUCUCAAUGUCCAAACAGAGUGGUACAGAAUGGGACGCUAUAUGAUCUCUGCAUCUUCAGAACUUCGGAUGGAAGAGGUUGGGGCAUAAAAACCCUCCAAAAUAUUAAGAAGAAUUGUUUUGUAAUGGAAUAUGUUGGAGAGGUAAUCACUAGCGAAGAAGCAGAAAGACGAGGGAAAUAUUACGACAGUAAAGGCAUCACUUACUUGUUUGACCUGGAUUACGUGGAGGAUGAAUACACUGUAGAUGCUGCAAGAUUUGGAAAUAUUUCGCACUUUGUGAAUCACAGUUGUGAUCCCAAUCUUCAAGUUUACAAUGUUUUUAUCGAUAGUUUGGAUACUCGCUUCCCGAGGAUUGCACUAUUCUCAACGCGUUCUAUAAAAGUUGGGGAAGAACUUACCUUUGACUAUCAGAUGAAAGGUUCGGGUGAUGUAUCCAUUACUGAAACCUCUGAAGUCAACAGCCCACCCAAAAGGCAGCCCAGGAUGGAAUGCAAGUGUGGAUCCCUAUCCUGCAGAGGAUAUAUGAACUGAUAUUUGCAAAGAAAAUUGUUUUUUUUUUUGUUUUUAGAUAGAAUUGUGUUUUUUUUCUUGUAUCCUGAUUCCAUCAACGCUUUGGAUGAUGACCCUUGGGAAAGUUGAAAUAAGCAGCAUCCAUGUACACUUGGUGGAGAUGCAGAUCUAUGGGACGGCUUCCUUGGGAGAAAUAAUUGUUUGCCUUUUGCAUCAAAUCAUUGAUACUGUUUGUAACCUGAAUACAAGUGGUCACUGACCAACACUGUUGCAAUGCUCUUAAUGCAGCACACCCUGUUUUAGCAGAGCACUCUCCACCCUCUUCAUUUUUUUUUGGAAAGGACAAUUUUAUUCCAGUACGUCCUCCCACCUUUUUCCAUGGAUUUACGUCUUUGGGUUUCAGUUGAGUGAAUGUAGCUAUUGUUCAGACACACACAUUCUAGAUGUAUCAGCAAAGAUUCUCUGCAUUCCCCUUUUGUAUAUAGUGAAGAUAAUGCCCUCUGAAGUGGCUUCCGUAUAAUCUUUGUGCUACCAUGAGUGUUGAUUAUGCCUAAUUAUUUAAUACCUCUGUAAUACCAAGGAGAGUGAGCAUAUUCAGACUCAAAGUAAGCAACAAGAGUGUGUACAUUUUGGAUGAAGGAUAGCCAUAAUAAUGGGGCAAGUUACAUUAAUAAUUUGUAAGGUUACACCCCAAAAUUAAGCAAGACCUGAGUCCUUUGUAAUCUUUUUAUGAGCUUGUUUUAAAUGUCUGUUUUGAGAUUGUCACAUAUUUAAACCUUUAAUAGUACCUUUACAGAAAUUUGAAUAUUUUCUUACUUUAUGCUAAAUAUUGCAGCACUAUUAAACAUUAGUUGCAAAAUUGCUCUGAGAGUAGUAGGCAGUCAAUUAUAGAUUCACAUAAACACAACAAAAUGUGCUGUGGGAAAAACAGAUGAGUUUUGAGUCUGAUGUGCCUCUACUUUGGAAUCCUUUUUAUUUUAAUACAAGCAUGGAUUUCCUUUAAGAAAUUGAACUAUUGUUCAAGCUGUAAUCACAGCUGGUAUUACUUUCUUUACCCAGCUUGUGUUUGUGUGUGCUGCUCCUAAAUACAUUAGACAGCUGGAGUGAUUGUUCUACAGCAUGGAGCUGGUGUAGUGAGCUCCCUCUACCCCAUUACUCAAGAUAUAGGUGCAGAAUUACUCUGCCAUGCGAUCAUUGUUGAUACAUUUCUGUUUAGGCUACCAAGGAAAAAGAAGCUGAAAUUGAUAUUUUUCUUUACUUUUGUAGGUUUAGUACUUUAAAUACAAUUUAGGGAAAAUCUGUAAAGAUACUGUUGCUUUGAUGAGAUUUCAUCCAAAGAUUUUGCAAUGAGUGUCUUUAGAGGAUUUGUUUUGAUGCUUUUUUAAAAAAAAAAUGCUUCAAGUCAUAACUACUGUGCUUGAGGGAGUGCUCUCCUUAAAACAGUAGUAAUUUACAUUUGCAGCCUGAAUUUGAGUAAAACAUGGAACGUCAAAGAAGCAUUACAUUGUGAGCAGGUAAAAGCAAGUUCCAGAUUCAAUUGUAGUUUGAGUGACAACCCAAGUUUAAAAAGUUCCAGCCAGAAAUUUAUGUCUUUGUUUUUGGUGUAAGCUCAGUAGCAGUCCUAUUGGUAAUGAAACAGUGAUUCACGGUAAUCUAGUUACAGUUUAGUCCAAGGCUUGCCACGAAGGCACCAGAGUGUGGUGUGAGCAUGCAAGUUUAAAGGUGGUUUCAGUCCGUGCAGUUAGCCUUUUUUUAACCUGAUUUUUAAAAGUGAAACUCUGCUCAGUCAUCGCUCAGUGGGAUGGAUGAUAUUGUUAGCCAGAUUCCCACUAAGCAAUGUUAAUUGUACUGAGGAUUCCUGCCUUACUUAGAGGUGUCCAAACCAUCAUAAAUGAGCUGAAUGUAAUUUGAGGUGAUCUGAAGCAGUUCCUCAGUGGACACAGGAUAUACUGCACUCCAGCCCAAAAAACAAAUCACCCCUUUGAACUGAAAGCUGCUUGAGUGUCAUGUUUUGGUGCAAUGAUGCAACAUUUUAAAAUCAAUCUACUUGGUAAAUUAAAGUUUUUUUUAAACUUACAAGGUGGAGACUCCUAUUUAACAAAAGGGGAAUUGGUGGAUGACCCUCUGGCUUUAGGCUAUCAAGAAAAUAAAGUUGAAAUGGAUAUAUUUUUCUUUACUUUUGUAGGAUUGUUUCAAGUCUUGUAUACCUCUUUAUACUGAGCUGUGAAUUGAAAACUGGUGCUGUAUGACAUGUUUGCUCAAAGAAUGAAUAAAUGUCAAUGUUUCAA